CAAUUUGCGAAUAAAAGCCCCAAAAACUCUCCGUAAGUGGGGGUUCUCCGUUACACAGGAGUUUAGCAUUCGCCGGGAAGUUUUUGUUACCCUUUUGUCGCCGUGAACGGUUCAAGCUUCGCGACCAUGGAUCAGAUGCUGCCGAGUCCGGGGUUUUCCAUCCCCAGCAUCGGGACGCCGCUGCACCAGCCGGAAGAGGACCAACAGAUCUUACCGCACGCUUACCAGCAGCAACAGUCGAUGCCACACAUGACCCCGAUGGGAGGGCUCAGCUCUAGCAACUACGUCAUGCCGGCGAUCGGUUCGGCGUCUUCCUCGGGCAAAAGCAUGCACACGUACGCUCCGAGCUUUUCCACCCCGCAGAACAUGAUCCAGCCACAGACUCCGCAAAGUCUCAUGUCGCCGAUGGUGCCGAUGACGGAAUCGAAAGCGGCGGCCACCCCGAGACCCGAUAACGCGAGCGCCGCCGGUAGCGUACGGGACCCGGAAAACAUUGGCAGCGUGAACAUCCACCAAACGAUGGGCCCGGCCACACCGAUGACGCCCAUGACACCGAGCGAAUCGGCCAUCCUGCCGCAAUUGCAGAACAUCGUGUCGACGGUGAAUCUAAGCUGCAAGCUGGACCUGAAAAAGAUCGCCCUGCACGCCCGUAACGCCGAGUACAACCCGAAGCGAUUCGCUGCGGUCAUUAUGCGCAUCCGGGAACCGCGCACGACGGCCCUAAUUUUCUCCUCCGGCAAAAUGGUGUGCACGGGGGCGAAGAGCGAGGAAGACUCGCGGCUGGCGGCUCGCAAGUACGCUCGGAUCAUACAGAAGCUGGGUUUCACGGCCAAGUUUCUGGACUUCAAAGUACAAAACAUGGUCGGUAGCUGCGAUGUGCGGUUCCCGAUCCGACUGGAGGGGUUGGUGCUGACGCACGGGCGGUUCAGCUCCUACGAACCGGAGCUGUUUCCUGGUCUCAUCUACCGUAUGGUGAAACCCCGUAUCGUGCUGCUGAUUUUCGUGUCCGGCAAGGUUGUGCUCACGGGUGCCAAGGUGCGGCAGGAAAUCUACGAUGCGUUCGAAAACAUCUACCCGAUUCUGAAAAGCUUCAAGAAACAGUAGUAGACGUCGUGGUGUGAAACGACGAAUGACGUACGGUUUUAAUCUUGUUUAGAGUAAGCAAAACAUAGGACGCGGCUGAAUAGGGUCGUCGAAAGGCAACGGUCGACAGAAGAGC
Molecule: messenger RNA, 1219 nt
Organism: Anopheles cruzii
Lineage: Eukaryota; Metazoa; Arthropoda; Insecta; Diptera; Culicidae
Gene: Tbp
Exons: 3
Coding region: 127-1104 (325 amino acids)
Biological process (GO): DNA-templated transcription initiation
Molecular function (GO): RNA polymerase II general transcription initiation factor activity; DNA binding
Source: RefSeq, a predicted model, not a curated record